Orcinus orca (killer whale) is the source of this 3861-nucleotide messenger RNA. RefSeq names its product RAB35, member RAS oncogene family (gene RAB35). Gene Ontology annotation, molecular function: GTPase activity; GTP binding. Gene Ontology annotation, cellular component: plasma membrane; endosome membrane. The transcript has 5 exons. NCBI's taxonomy places the organism in Eukaryota, Metazoa, Chordata, Mammalia, Artiodactyla, Delphinidae. Gene Ontology annotation, biological process: Rab protein signal transduction; endocytic recycling. The coding region runs from base 966 to 1697 and encodes 243 amino acids. The record is from RefSeq and is a predicted model, not a curated record.
GCAUGGGUUCCUCCCCACAGCCAGGCACACACACUCAAAGUUCGCUCUUAGCUGGGGGCGUAGGCGUGGGGUCUGAGACCCUGGGUUAAGAUCUUCUCUUGUCUAGCUUUGAUAGCACUGCUGCUAAGACUCUGACAGGCAUGGGACACAGGAGCCACUUUGGGUUUUUUUGUUCCACUUCCCGAAGCAGAUGCAAGAAGACCUCCCAAGCAGCAUGUAUUGGCAAGAGCCGUGGAGCUCCAGGGUGGACAGCCCUGGAUUCAGAUCCAGCUCCACGCCCCUGCCGAGGCCCCUAGACCAGCCGUGUAGCUUCUUGGAGCCUCUGAUACCUCAUCUUAAUAGAUGCAGCUGGACUUGCAGGAACAUCCGAGUGCCGGCCACACGCAGUGCCCUGCGUGUGCUAGUGCUUUCCUUCUGUGCUCGGUUGACCCAGCUGGCUUGGGGGGAGGGCAAGGGCGGAGACAGGAGGACACAGGGCACAGGACAGGUGCACCUGGAGGCUAAAGCUGCCGUGUGUUGAAGUAAAGGGAAGCCACCCCUAUGACGGUUCUGCCUGUUCUUGGAACAGGAGAGACUGUGGGAAGUGAAAUGGUCUGAGCACCCUGAGCACCCCUGAGCUGAGGGGUGUCAGGCGGGCGCCCCCCUCGCCGCCCAUGUAGCCACCCGUGGCAUCAGCCGGGGUGAAGGUGGCCGACAGUCGGUUCAAGUUGUCUGCGCCUCACUUUCUUCAUGUGCAGAAUAGCCCUGAGGAUCUCCAGGGUGCUCUGCAGCCAUGCAGGCCCUUGUCUCUCACCAAACCGAAGCUCCACAUGUGAUGUGCAUUUUCCAGGGACUGCAUUCUAGACACACCUUGGGGCCAGUAUCCCUUGGUCAGCCUUCCCCUGCUUCGUGUCCGUCGUUGGGUCUCUUCCUUGGGGUUGCUGGGCCUGGCCCUCACACGGGCCCAGCUCGUGUCUUACACUGAGAUGGAGGAAGAGGUCAGAGAUCCAAGGGGAGAGGUGUUCUGGUGCAGGCUGGUUGGGGAGGAAGAUGGGUGCUGCUCUGCCUCUGAAGAGUUAGGACUCGGGACCAUCUCCCUGAAGAGGGGUAGGGGUUGGAGUGGGGACCCGGGCCUCCUCUCAUUUCCUGCUUUCUCCCCUGCAGGUGUCGGCAAGAGCAGUUUACUGUUACGUUUUGCAGACAACACUUUCUCAGGCAGUUACAUCACCACGAUCGGAGUGGAUUUUAAGAUUCGGACUGUGGAGAUCAACGGGGAGAAAGUGAAGCUGCAGAUCUGGGACACGGCCGGGCAGGAGCGCUUCCGCACCAUCACCUCCACAUAUUAUCGGGGGACCCACGGGGUCAUCGUGGUCUAUGACGUCACCAGCGCCGAAUCCUUUGUCAACGUCAAGCGGUGGCUUCAUGAAAUCAACCAGAACUGUGAUGACGUGUGCCGGAUACUAGUGGGGAAUAAGAAUGACGACCCUGAGCGGAAGGUGGUGGAGACAGAAGACGCCUACAAAUUCGCCGGGCAGAUGGGGAUCCAGUUGUUUGAGACCAGCGCCAAGGAGAAUGUCAACGUGGAAGAGAUGUUCAACUGCAUCACAGAGCUGGUCCUCCGAGCAAAGAAAGACAACUUAGCGAAACAGCAACAGCAACAACAGAACGAUGUGGUGAAGCUCACGAAGAACAGUAAACGAAAGAAACGCUGCUGCUAAUGCCCCCAGCCCACUGCAGAGACUGCACUGCGGCCACUCCCCCUGCCCCAGGCCAGGGGGCUCCUCUCCUGGGGGACACUGUUUCGUGCCGUUAUUUAAAGAAUUCUCUCCACGUUUUUGUACCGGGAGGCGCCAUCGGCACUUCCUCCCCUCCCCCAUCGAGUGCCAAGAAGGUGUUGGACAGCCUGCCCUUCCCUUCUGGCGCCCCUGCCCCCCGGCCAAGGCGCCUGGGCCCGGCGAGGACGCUGCCAGCCAAGCGGACUGAUUAACCGGAGUUUGUACAUAAUGUAUAUUGCUUUAACCAGCGCAUCACCCUUGUCCUGCUCUGGCUCUUGCCUCCCUAAUGCCAGCCUGCUGCGACACCCCCUCCCCACCCAACCCCAAGUUACUGCCAGCAGCUUCCUGAGGGGACAGGAUUACAUGCUAGACAUACCUUUUGCCAACCUGGGCUGGUGAAGUGGGCUCCACGUGACUCGUUCUCUCCUGCAGGCUGUCGGUGUCUGUCCCUGGCAUGUAGGGGCUCACCCCUGUUCAGGGCCUCUGCCGGCCCAGCUCCCUCCCCUCUCCAUCCCAUCCUGUAACCAUUCUGGCAGCUGAGGAAACCUGGCCUUGAAGUGGGCCUGGGGUUCCCAUCAGAGGCCUGGCCCUUCAUUUCCACAGAAGGAGUCACUCCUGCCCUUUGGCCAACGGAUUUCUUGUCCUGCCUUCCAGAUGCCUCUGAGCUACAAACCCAAGGGAGCCGUGGCUUCUAAUUUAUAUACCAACCUGUUUUGGUUCCAACAGAAAGGUAGGGGUGUGUUUGUGCAGGGAUGGGCUUGCAGGGGGACUAAGGAGCAUCAUUUUAACAGAUAAAGAAAAAUGAAGCCAAAUCAAAUGAAUUAAGUUCCUCAUACUCUUUUUCUCUUACUGAGGUUUGGUUGGCACAGCAGCAAAAGUUGUGGCCGCCCCACUUUGGGUCCAGUGUUUUUAGAAAAACUGAAUGGCUUCCUGUCAUCGUGGAGCCGGGCUCUUGGCCGAGCGGCUCUGCCUUCCCGGUGGUUUGCUGGUGGGAAAGGAGGGGCCUUCCACCCCGGUCUCUGUCGGCCCAGGGCCUCCCGCUGAGUCUUGGGUCUCCGAUGCAGCCCCAGGCACCUUUGAGUGUGGGGAGUGGGUGCCAGGGGCCGCUGGGCUGUGGGGACAAUGUCUCUGAGCUGCACGCAGGCAGCCUUGGAUCACUGACAGGACUGUUUUAGUACAAAGGUAGCAUGAGGAUUUCUUAGUGAAUGGGAAGGAAUGGCCGCUGGGGCUGGGAGCCAGCUCUGACCCACCGUGGUGCCCUGGAGGAGAAACCAGGGUCGUCUGCACUUGAUGACUGUCACCGCCACCCCCUCGAGACGCUUCAUUCACCUUUCCUCUAAAAGGAUCACGUAACCUGGGAAUAAUUUAUUUCAACACCAUGAUGUGUUUUACGAGAUUUCCUUUCCUAGGUGAUUUCCAGGCCAAGCCCUGAUUGGACAAUCACAUCACAGAUCUCACUGCACAUUUUCCAUGUCACUGUUGAUGGGUUUUCAAUCAGUAAAAAACUGGGGGUUUCUUGUGUCCUGUCUCGCCACUUCCCCAAACUGCCAAAAGCCCAUAGUUCUGUGUGACAGGCCUUGAGGUGGGAGCGCUGGGCCUGGGAAGGCGGUGCUGUGGGGGUGACAGCAGGUAGCCCUGUCUGGUUGGGGUGCUGAGAGCCACAGCAUGGUCUCCAUCCUCAGGACCGUCCUGGUGACCACAGGUCCCGUGGAGGGUGUGGAGAGCUCAGGCCUCCUGGGUGGGCCACAGCUCGGCUCUGAGGUGACACUGGUGUGGCAGUGCUUGCAAAUUCAAGCGGCAAGAGGAGGGGGUCCUGGAAGUUUCCAGCCCAGGCUAGACGCCACCGUGGCUUCUGGCAACUGGACAUCCAGACCCAGGUGGUGGGGUGAUUUGGUGAUGACAGUGUGCCUGUCCCGCUGAGUGUCACACACGUGAAUGGGGGGUGGGGGAGGGGGAAUUCAGGGCUGGACCGGCAUCCUGGUGGACCUGAUGUGAAAUUCCUGUUGAACAACAAAACUUUUAAAUGGUUUGCUAGGAUUAUUUCUGUAUUGAAAGUUUCUAAUUAUGCUUUUUAAAAAAAUACUAAAAAUAAAGGUUCAAGCUGCCA